Molecule: messenger RNA, 1737 nt
Organism: Pyricularia oryzae 70-15
Lineage: Eukaryota; Fungi; Ascomycota; Sordariomycetes; Magnaporthales; Pyriculariaceae
Exons: 3
Coding region: 158-1507 (449 amino acids)
Biological process (GO): endoplasmic reticulum calcium ion homeostasis
Cellular component (GO): endoplasmic reticulum
Molecular function (GO): calcium ion binding
Source: RefSeq, a predicted model, not a curated record
AUUACAUUGUGUUAGCGAGUCUCUAGGUGCACGGCCCUACCUCCAUGACCAGUGGGAUUUUGGGGAAAUCGCGCCGUUGGCAAUUUUACACAUUCUCCUUUGCCUCGGUUUUGUUCCUCGCAUCCAGCCCCAUUGAUGACACGAGCCAUUGACCAUUAUGGCUGACAUCGUCAAGAACCUAUUUGGGGUCGGCAAGGCCCCCGCGAAGCAGCCAGCAGGCGGAGACUCAGACUUCGCCGACUUUGCUUCCAAGGUCCCUGACCCAACUCCGGCGGCGGCUCCCCUCACCAGCGACAGCACCCCCACGCUUGGUGGCAGCCAGCCAACGGCAGUCCCCUGGACGAAAUGGUACAACAUUCAUGAAAGACACUCGCUGAGCGAGUUCAAAAAUGAAGGCAUCGUUCUGGCAUGCAUCAUUGUGGUUCUAGUCCUCCACCUCAUUGGAGCCAGUAUGAACCGGACCAAGGCUCGCAAAUGGAUGCGCGCGCAUGCCAAACCCCUCGCCUCCGAGUUCUCCCUAGUUGGGUAUGCCGGUGUCCCGGCCAACGUUGGGGACAAGGAGGGCGACGAGCUCAUGGCCGCGCUCCAGACCCUGAACGAGUCCCGCGGCGAGAAGCUUCUCAGGGAAGCCUCUCUCUUUGAGUUCGCGACAUACGCGACCGGCCGUCAGAAUGUGGCCUUCAUGGACGUCAAGAUGACUCUGCUCAAGCGCUUCAACCCGCUCAUCACCUUCCCCGAGAUGAUUUUGAGCUUCUUGAUCGAUAGCAUCCCCACGCCUGAGGACACUGUUGAGGCUACCAUCUAUCCCUUCGACGGCAAGGAGAACUUGGUCGUGCCGGCAGUUCCGGGAAGCACCGAGCUGCGGGCCAAGGACAACAAGAGCACUUAUGAUAACUUUGUCUGGGCUCUUGUGAACAAGGACCGCAUGAAGGAGCUUCGCGAGGACCGCUAUGACGUGUCUAUUACCUUCACCAAGGACCACCCCAAGCUUCCUGCUUGGUUGAGCGUCAUGAGUGAGAGCGCUGAGAUCACGGAUGCCCUCCUGACGCCUCAGCUUAUCGAGGCUGCCAAGCAGGCUGGUGAUCUCCUGGACUACAUCAUCGUUUCCGACCAACCUGUUGAGAAGCCCACUACUGUCGCGCAAACCACUCCUCGCAAGCGAAUCAUCCUCAAGUACAGGCUGCCUGGUAACAAUGAUUACACCAACCUCCUGCCCCUUUUCCAGUACUUCGUUCGCCUGCCCGACCAUCUCGUCCAGGUUGGUCACUUCCGCGCAGAGGUUAUGCGCAAGGUGAAGGUCGUUCGCGACGAGACAAUUCGCCAGAUCCAGAAGGCUGGUGAAGAUGAAAAGGCCGAAGAGAGGGCAGCUGAGCGCGAGAAGGCGCGCAAAGCCAAGCGUGACGCAGAGCUCAACGCCCUGGAUGCCAAGGCCCAGAAGAAAUAUCUCGAGAAGGAGCGCGAGAAGCAGUUGCGCAAGUCGAACAAGAGGAUGACCCAACGAGCGUAGGCGACACGCUGUGUGAAAGGGGCGGUUUUAAUAUCACUUGCUGGUUCUUGGUACAGUCGGUACGCUGAAACCGCAAUUGUUGGGAUGGCAGGUCUUGGAUGCGUAUAAAGUAGGCAUACUAGGGGAUAGGGGAUGGGGGAACUUGGGAUCGGAUGUAUAAAAAAAGCGAAUAACAUAAUACUAUUCUACGUUAUCAGUGUUCGGACUGCACAUGAUUCGAUUUUGGCUGA